AUGGCUGCAGCUGCAACUGUGAUAGGAGGUGCUUUUCUCUCUGCAACUCUUCAAACCUUAGUUGAGAAACUUGCUUCAACCGAGUUUCUUGAUUACAUCAGAAACACCAAGCUCAAUGUGACACUCUUGAGAAAGUUCCAAACAAUCCUGCUCACUCUUCAGGUUGUGCUGGAUGAUGCAGAAGAGAAGCAGAUCAGCACUCCUGCUGUCAAAAAUUGGCUAGAUGACCUGAAAGAUGUUGUCUUAGAUGCUGAGGAUUUGAUCAAUCAAAUAAGUUAUGAUUCCCUUCGGUGCAAGAUGGAGAAUAGACAAGUUGGAAACAGAACUAAUAAGGUGUGGAACUCUCUUUCAUCUCCUUUCAAAAACUUCUAUAGAGAUAUCAAUUCCCCAUUGAAGAUCAUGUGUGAAACUCUUGAACCUUUUGCACAACACAAAGAUACCCUUGGAUUGCAAACAAAAAGUGCUAGAGUUUCUCGAAGACCACCUUCAAGUUCAGGGGUUAAUGAAUCUGUCAUGGUUGGUAGGAAUGAUGAUAAAAAUACAAUCAUCAAUAUGCUUGUAUCAGACUGCGGCACUAGCAAAAAUAAUAAUUUAGGUGUUGUUGCAAUUUUGGGCAUGGGAGGUGUCGGAAAAACGACCCUUGCACAACUUGUUUACAAUGAUGAAAAAGUUGAAGAAUAUUUUGAUUUCAAAGUCUGGGUUUGUGUAUCAGAGGACUUCGAUGUUGUGAGAGUAACCAAGUCUCUCCUUGAAUCUGUUGUUAGAAAUACAACAUCUGCUGCUUCAAAGGUAUGGGAAAGCGAUAAUCUUGAUAUUCUUCGAGUUGAAUUAAAGAAAAAUUCGAGGGAGAAAAGAUUUUUGUUUGUGUUGGACGACUUGUGGAAUGACAACUACAAUGAUUGGGAUGAGCUAGUAAGUCCCCUCAUUGAUGGAAAACCCGGAAGUUCAGUGAUUAUAACAACUCGCCAACAAAAAGUUGCAGAGAUGGCGAAGACAUUUCCUAUUUAUAAAUUAGACCCUCUAUCAGACGAAGAUUGUUGGUCUAUACUCUCAAAACAUGCAUUGGGAAGUGAUGAAUGUGAUGCCAGUAAAAACACAGCCCUUGAAGAGAUAGGUAGGAAGAUUGCAAGAAAGUGUGGAGGAUUGCCAAUAGCUGCUAAAACACUAGGAGGACUUCUACGUUCAAGGGUAGACACAAUGGCGUGGACUGAUAUUUUGAACAGCAAUGUAUGGAACUUGCCAAAUGAUAAUAUUAUGCCGGCUUUACAUUUGAGUUACCAAUAUCUUCCAUCUCAUUUGAAAAGAUGUUUUGCAUAUUGUUCAAUUUUUCCAAAGGACUAUCCACUUGAUAGGAAGACAUUGAUUUUGUUGUGGAUGGCAGAGGGCUUCCUUGACUAUUCUCACGGGGGGAAAUUGGUAGAGGAAGUAGGUGAUGAUUGCUUUUCUGAAUUGUUGUCUAGAUCCUUAAUUCAACAAUCAAAUGAUGGUGCUCGUGUGAAAUUGUUUUACAUGCAUGACCUUAUCAACGAUUUAGCUACAUCAGUAUCUGAAAAAAUUUGUUGUCGGUCUGAAUUUGGUGACAUCCCUGAAAACGUUCGUCAUUUAUCAUAUAUUCAAGAAGACUAUGAUAUUUUCGUGAAGUUUAGGCCUUUCUACAAUUAUAAAUGCUUGCGAAGCUUCCUGCCCAUUACUUCUAAGGGGUGGUCACACAGUUUCUUAUCCGUCAAGGUGGUUGAUGAUCUGCUACCACUAUUCAAAAGGUUACGCGUGUUAUCGCUAUCAAAUUAUACAAACAUCACUAAGUUACCAGAUUCUAUUGGCAAUUUAGUGCAGUUGCGGUAUCUAGAUCUUUCACACACUGAUAUCAAAUGUUUGCCUGAUACAGUAUGUAACCUUUACAAUUUGCAAACCUUGAUUUUAUUAUAUUGCGACUAUUUCACUGAAUUGCCAGUGCAUAUGGGAAACUUAAUCAGUUUACGUCAUCUUGAUAUAAGUAGGACUGGCAUAAAAGAGUUGCCUAUGGAAAUUGGUGGACUAGAAAACCUCCAAACUUUGACUGUUUUUUUAGUGGGAAAGCGACAUGAAGGGUUAAGUAUCAAAGAGCUAGAGAAAUUUCCAAACCUACAAGGAAAGUUUACCAUAAAAAACCUACACAAUGUUGUUGAUGCAAAAGAGGCAGAAGAAGCCAACCUGAAAAACAAAGAGAAAAUUGAGAAGUUAGAGUUGACAUGGGGAAAACAAAGUGAAGAUUCACUACAAGUGAAAGUUGUGCUUGAAAUGUUGCAACCACCAAUAAGCUUGAAGAGGCUAAAAAUUAACUUGUACGGUGGGACAAGUUUUCCGAAUUGGUUGGGAAAUUCUUCGUUUUCUAACAUGGUGUCCCUUGAAAUUUGUAAUUGUAAAUAUUGCAUGACACUUCCACCGCUAGGCCAACUACCUUCUCUCAAGAAGCUGAGUAUAUCGGAUUUGUUGUUAUUGGAGACAAUUGGCCCAGAGUUCUAUUGUGUUGAGGAAGGAGAAUGUUCCAAUUCUACCUUCCAACCAUUUCCUUCCCUUUGA
Vicia faba (fava bean) is the source of this 2559-nucleotide messenger RNA. The record is from the annotation of a GenBank genome assembly. Lineage: Eukaryota; Viridiplantae; Streptophyta; Magnoliopsida; Fabales; Fabaceae.